ACUACUCAAGUGCAAAAUUAGAAGGUUAGUGUUAAUUCUAUAAAUAUUCUGUGUGCAGAUUUGUCUUUGUUGUGCUUAAUGCAUUGUAAUUGACAAAAGAAAAAAAACGCUGCUGUGGUACUUUAAUACAUUUUAGAAUGUCCCUUUUUACUUUAAUAAAGAAAUCAGAAUUUUAAAAAAAAGUAAAGUUCUAGCAGUAGUACUUUUGCCACAAGAGGUCUGCUGUAAAAGAAAAUGCAGAUAAUUCACGUUCCCACCGCACGCUUCUCUAAUCGGAGUGCGCUGGCUAAAGAAUCAAACCAACCUUCCUCCAAUGCAGGUUUGCGGCCAACCAAAUUGCGUCACUGGCAAUGUUAUAAAUGACACACGUGUCGCUAGUUUUGUUUGUCGUUGAUGAUUUAAUACCCUGCUACCUUGGUAAACGCUGGCCUCUUUCUCUCGGUUUUCGUUCAUCUGCUGCAAAUAUGAGUGCCCGAGGCGGAACUCCUUACAUUGGCAGCAAAAUAAGUCUAAUAUCUAAGGCACAGAUUCGUUAUGAAGGUAUCUUAUCGUUCGUGGACACAGAGAAGUCCACUGUUGCUUUGGCCAAAGUCAAAUCAUAUGGGACAGAGGACCGGCACACUGGCAGUCCACGUCCAUCUGAAGAUGAAGUAUAUGAGUACAUAAUAUUUCGAGGAAGUGACAUAAAGGACAUCACUGUGUCUGAGCCAGCCAAACCGCACCAUGGACUCCUUCGAGACCCUGCCAUUCUACAGUCUUCUCUUGGAGGCUGCCCUAGUGGAUAUCACCCACGCCCUUACCAAGACAUGAUGGCCUCCUACAAUCAGAUGGCCGCCAGCUCUCUCCUCGACCAGCAGUACAAUUCAGCACAGGGGUUUCACGGUAUCCCCGCCAGAAGAGCCCCGAAGGUAGAGCAAGCGGUUCAGACGGUGCCAUUGGCGAGCAGUGCUCAGAAAAAAGGGAAAUCCUCAACCCAGCCGCAGCAGGUCACACCGAACAUUCGUCCGUCCCAGCGCGCUGUUUCCCAAGUUCAGAAAGAGAAUGUCCCCACUCAUAGGACCGCAUCCCAGCCCGAUGAAGGCAAUAGACAAGACCAAACUACUGAUGAUAAAAAACAAAAGCGAAAACAAGGAAGUCGCAGGCCCAGGAACUUGAACAGAGGCCAGUUGCUUGUGAAGAACUCAAAGGCUAAAACUCUAAAGUUUGAGUCGGAUUUUGAUUUUGAAUCAGCAAAUGCUCAGUUUAAAGAUGAUCUCACAAAGGAGCUUGUAGUUAAGGUGAUGUCAGCAGAGGACUCCGUGAAGCCGCAUCCACAAGAGAAGGAAACGGCUGGUGAGAAGUACUAUGACAAGAGUAAGGGCUUCUUUGACAACAUCUCAUCAGAGGUGAAGCCCAGGAGGACCACAUGGGCAGAAGAGAAAAAGUUGAAUCUGGAAACCUUUGGCGCGCAGGGGCGCUUCCUGAGAGGCCGAGGAUUCCGGGGCCGCAAGGGGCAGGGCCAAGCUGAACAGCGACCCCUCCCAAAGAUUGACGGCGGGAGAGUGUGAAAGUGUUAUUUUCUAUGAAUAGAUGUUGUAGUUUUCUACUUAUUUAAGAUUUGCCUCCACUCUUUUUCAAUUUGAAUCACGUAACGUACGGCUAUUUUUGUUUACUCUGCAUUUACGACAAAACUGUACAUUUUCUAAAAUGGGAGAGCAAUUUAUUUUAUUCCAGCAGCUGUAUACCAAGCAAGUGUUAAUUUGUAGUUUAGCAUGCAUUUCAAGACUUGUCCUUGAACAGAGUAUCGGGCAUGCAAUUUGAUUUUGUUGCUGUAGAGAUUGGACAGUCAACUGUACUUUGUUUUCUUCUACUUGUAAUGUUUGUGAAACAGUGACGAAGUGUAGCAGUUGCUAUUAAAUUUGGACUAAAACUGUGUUUUCAAAUGUCAAUCUGUGCAACCCUUUUACUUCAGCCUUGAACAGAAUUUUCACUAGGUCAAUUUCAGACUUGAGGUGGAUUGCUAAGAGAUGCUGACUGGUUGGUUUCUCAGUCACGUUUUGCUCCAUUUAUCAAAUGCAAAAUCGUAAUUCGAUUGAUAGCUACCCUUGCACUUUUCAGUUCUGUUGCGUUAAUGCUGGACAAAACAAAUUUGUCAAAACACGAGAAGUAUGGGUCACAUUUUA
This is a messenger RNA of Syngnathus typhle (broad-nosed pipefish), 2162 nucleotides long. Its product is annotated as protein LSM14 homolog B-like. Gene Ontology annotation, molecular function: mRNA binding. Bases 360 to 1547 code for a protein of 395 amino acids. The record is from RefSeq and is a predicted model, not a curated record. The transcript has 8 exons. NCBI's taxonomy places the organism in Eukaryota, Metazoa, Chordata, Actinopteri, Syngnathiformes, Syngnathidae.